This is a messenger RNA of Exophiala aquamarina CBS 119918, 1488 nucleotides long. RefSeq lists its product as uncharacterized. The record is from RefSeq and is a predicted model, not a curated record. The coding region runs from base 1 to 1488 and encodes 495 amino acids. NCBI's taxonomy places the organism in Eukaryota, Fungi, Ascomycota, Eurotiomycetes, Chaetothyriales, Herpotrichiellaceae. The transcript has a single exon.
AUGGGCGAGAAAGAUGUCCAUGCCUUCUGGGAAUCGACCUGCCUGAAAGGGGAAGCAUCAAUGAUCUCAGUCUGGUUCGCCGAUAUCACUGGAGACAUCCAGGUGAAAGGCCCGUCCGGUUUCACCACCUCCUUCAAACAAAAAGGCCACCCUACAGUCUUACGUCUGCAAGAAUCUCCUGUCGACCGUUUAGGUGACGACGAUGAAAUGUGUGACAUGUGGCUUCGCCCCGACAAUUCCUCCAGAUUAGCUGUGGCCACUGCCACCUUGGACGAAACCAUCUUUGACGACCCAUUAGAAGUGCAAUAUACGAAGCUGGAAGAGCUUAAGGCUCAAUUGACGGAACUCCAUCAGCAAUUCCAUGACACCGAAAUAAAUAUCAUGUCCUUGAUCAAGGCAGAAUUUAAAUCUUGCACAAACCUCAAGUGCGUCUGGAAUACUGCGAAAAGCAGUGCUCCCAGCAUCUGCAAGUUGAUCUCCGCACAUUUUUCACAUCACUCAGGCCGAGUUGCUGGAUGUACGGAUGGGGAUGCUCAAUCUCCCUGCCGUGCUCAAGGGCAAGACAGUAGUCAGGAGCAGAAGACGGCACCACAGUCCGCGGAGAUUAUUGAGACAGUAGAAGAAGAGCCUCACUCUUUAUACAGCUCUGCCAUUCCUACUCCUCCUGCGUUCCCCGCUCACGACGAGAUCGAAGACACCGAUAUUCAUGAGUCGGAUGAGCUCCCGAAAUCCUCUGGUGACCAUUCUGAAUCUCACUCAUGGUUUGAAUCGACGGAAGCCUCUGCGCAUGAUGCCCUGGCAACGUUUCAGGAUAACACCGCUCGCAUGCAGCACCUCAUUCGGCGUCACUUAUUGCUCGCAGUGGUAUCUCUUGUGCUCUUGGUUCUAGUUGGCGGAGUCAUCUUUCGUAUUGUACAGAUAUGUCGUGAUCCAAGGCGUCGGGCCGAGCGUGCUGCGCGUCGGGAAGAGUUUCUCACCAGAAGAUUGUAUCGAAAAGCUGCAUGUAAGCACAAGUGGCGCACAUGGUGGAAGCAGCUCAAACGGCAAGCGACCGGUGACUACGAAGAGAAGAGACAAAUGAUCUUGGAACGAGAAGGGAUCUCGCAGGAUUCGCUGCAGAGACAUAUCCUCACCCUCCGUGAUGCAACCGACCUCGUCAGGAACUUGGUCGCCGCAGAGGAAGGCCGGGCCCAGGGCGAUUAUCGUGCCGCCCCGGCCAGAUACCAAUCAUCCUAUCCAUCCCCAUAUACUUCAUCAUCUUACGACGCUGGAGUCGGCAGCAGUAGAGGCUCAGACAACCUCCCUGCUUAUGCUCCACCUCCUCGAUAUGAAGAAGAACUUGAAGGGGAAAUAACUGUUGUCGACGGGUUUAUGUAUCCAGCGAGCACCACAGACGAUGCCACCGAAAGCAGUAUCGUCGACUGCAGCCCCAGGCUCAGCUUUGAAACUGGCAGAUCAACCAUUCUCACCAGGGACGCGCGCGAUUGA